UAAGCCCCCCCCCCCCCAGUCCCACCUGAAGCAGUGGUGGUGGUGGUUGUGUCAGUAAAUGAGGCCACGUGUCAUGUGAUCAUGUGCCCCUGUUUUAGAGUGGUUUGUUUAUUUGCACAAUUUGACCUUUGAAGCAUGACUCGUUGCAGAAAGCGGCUAAAGAUCUCAGCUUUUCUCCCACACAGACCAGAAGGCGUACCGAAAAUAGAGCUUCUCAUCAAAUGACAUUUCGUUAGCUUCUGUAACUCCAUCUGAACAGCAGAUUUGUUUUUGCAUCCUCUCCCUGUGGAUGAUGUGGGUUUAUUUUCUUUUCCAGGUCUUUCUGUAGUUAUUGUCUAGUCAAUGAUUCAAUGCUGAUGUACUGGUCUUUACUGGAAAGCUGAGAUCCCAGGCCCUAGCAAACUAAAUAUGUUCUGGACUCACAUGAUGGUUACAAAGUAAUUUCCUGCAUUCAUGGACAUCUGUUCUAAUUACUAAUGCAUUAUGUUCAUUAAACAUGAAUACUGAAAAUGAUUUUGUUGUCCCCUGUUGCUUCGUGUUUCAAACCAAAGCUUCAUGUACAGUUUGAGUUCGGAGCCCAUCCUGUAGUGUAAACUCCCCGGAGUCCCAACGGCUCACUUCCCAUUAGAGCCCCCAGCCAUAACAACUGGUGCAUUAUUUGGUCAGCUUCUUCCUGCCCCCCCUAAGAUGAGGCUGUGUGUGGACAGGUGUUCAGACCCCGUGCGAAGCUUGCAGACUAAAACAGCCAGAUACUUCCUGCUCUCUCCAUUAUCCAUUAUGGUUCAGGCCCUCAUUUUCCCAGAAAGCUGAUACAGCAACAUUCAAGCAUGUGAAUAGCAGUUAAAAUGCUUUAAAAAUGUCAUGGAUGACUUACUCUGCAGCUUAGUGUCAUUCAGUGAAGGUUGUAUGCAUAAAUCCCCAUCCACCCAUCCAUCCGUCCAUCCAUCCGUCCAUCCAUCACAGGGUACACACAAAGAGAUACCAGUCCAUCACAGGAUACACACAAGGAGAUACCAGUCCGUCACAGGGUACACACAAAAAGAUACCAGUCCAUCACAGGGUACAGUACACACAAAGAGAAUCACACACUAUGGACAGUUCAGAGAACCCAGAAUUCCUGUUUUGGACCUGCAGAAAGAUAACCGCACAUCCACAGGGAGAACAUGCACACUCCACACACACUGAGCAGGGGUUUGUGAUUUAAACCCCCAGCCCGGGAGUGUCUCAUGCGUCUUUGUUAUGAUUUGGAAAGCUCAUGAAAAUCCCUUUGUUCUUUUUUCCCAAGGUAUAACAGCCUGGUGACAAGUCAGCGCGCCAAGGGUAUCAUCGCCAUCUGCUGGGUGCUUUCGGUGGUCAUCGGCCUCACACCCAUGCUAGGCUGGCACACCAAGAACCGCCCACAGAACGACACCAAGCUCACCAACAGCACCAGUGGACCUAAGUGCCCUAGUGGCACCAUCGAGUGCCUUUUUGAGAAGGUAGUCACCAUGGACUACAUGGUCUACUUCAACUUCUUUGGCUGUGUGCUGAUGCCCCUGCUGCUCAUGCUGGGCAUCUACCUGCGCAUCUUCAUGGCUGCGCGGCGGCAGCUGAAGCGGAUGGAGUUGAAGGUGGUGCAUGGGGAGCGGUCACGCUCUACCCUCCAGAAGGAGGUCCACGCCGCCAAGUCUCUCGCCAUCAUUGUGGGACUCUUCGCCAUCUGCUGGCUGCCGUUGCACGUUAUCAACUGCUUCACCCUCUUCUGCCCAGAGUGCGCCCGGCCACAUGCCAGCAUCAUGUACCUGGCCAUCAUCCUCUCUCACGCCAACUCGGUGGUCAACCCCUUCAUCUACGCCUACCGCAUCCGAGAAUUCCGCCACACGUUCCGCAGGAUCAUCCGCCGCCAUGUCCUGGGGCGCCGGGAUCAUUUUGAGAGCGGCUCCUGCAGCGCCACCCGGCCCGGCAGCACCCGCGCCACCACCCUUGCCGCCCCGCCUGAGUCCUGCCCUGCCAAGACCAACGGCUUUACCCUGGAUGGCUAUUCUGACCGUGGCAGCUUUGGCAACAACCUCGAUUCCUGCAACGGCCACGAAGGUGCCAAAACGACUGUUGUUGCCAGUGCCGUCCUUCCUCCAUCAGACCAUGUCCCACACAGCCCCCCGGUGGAUAUCACCCUCCCCCUACAUCUGCAGUCAGGGGCGUACUCCUCAGGACUCCCCACACAGAAUGGAGAUGAGCGCCAUAGCCCUGGUGGUGCGGAGGCGGAGCUGAAAGCCGGCAGGGAGUUCUCCGCGGCGCCAAUCAGACCAGGGUUCUGCAGACACACGGCACGCUGCCCUGAGCUCACGCAGGUGUCCUGAUGGCACUGAGAGCGGGCUGUGGCCCCUGGUGCUCCACUGACAUCUCAUGUAAUAUUUAUUGCCUUGCCUGGAGAAAAAAGGAACGCAAAAUGAGGCGGCGAGCAGGUGUGAGGAAAAUAAUAAAUGACUGGGCCCCACAGCAGAGUCACAUGUCUUGAAGGGGCCAUUGUGUCAAAUGCUGCGGCCCCUCCCCCCUUAAUCCCAUGAUCCGAUUCUUACUGGCGUUUAAUAUCUUGCAGGGAUGAGGGGAGGGGUAGCCGCAUGGAGCCAAGACAGAAAGCCGUAGCUCAAGCGCUCCCAAAAAGCCUUUCUCCUCCUAGUGAUUUUAAAUGUGAAGAAGUUCUAGUGCAGGAGAUGGGUGUCCUGUAAAUAAGCCUCAUCUCUAGCUUCUCUCUCCUGCCUUCCUUCCCCCCCCCCCAUAGGCCAUAGAGAUGUAACAGGCUGCCCAGUGUUAGGCGACACCCCUGUUUCCCUUGCCACUGCCUUUGGGGGAAUGUCAAGACAAUGCCCACCAAAGUCAGCUAAAGUGUGAGGGGACUUUUCCAUCUAAGGAAUGCCUUUUGUGAUAGGCUAGCUGUCACUCUGGCUCAGCCAAUCCGCAGCCAGGUGCUGUGUACGGGGGCCUAAUUUCUUUGAACACGUUCUUGAGGGAAACACUUGCUGAAAGCUAUUUAUGAUGUAAAAGUCUGACCAACCAUUGUUGUAAGUGAUUGAUUUAAUGUCUUUUAUCAUGUUCUUGUCGUUGUUGUUGAUGAUAUUAUGGUUACUGAUAUUAGAGCCAUUGCUCUUAUUACUUGUUGUGUGAUUCCUAGGUGUUGACAGUGAACGACCAAAAAUGAGCCCACAAAAUCAUUUAGGGGUAACAAGUAACACAAUGCCAGUUUGGCCUGGCUCUUUCAAAUUGGGGCUGCAACACAACAAAGCAGAACAACAAUGUACCUUUGCACUAAUCAGGUUACAGCUGAAUGCAUCCUGUACACAGGCUUGGACAGCAUUGACGUCAUCUUGGCUGUAGAAUGUCAUUGUGAGACGAGUAGAUCCAGCAGCUCAUGGGUGGAUCUUAUUCAGCAAUGCUCUAUGCAAUAUUAUGUACUGAUCCAAUCUGACACAAAUCUAGGUUUUUAUUUUCAGAUGUGAUCAGUUUCAGACAGGAAUCCACAAUUCCGACCCUGGGGGUCAUUCUGCAACACAGUUUGUAGAUUUCCCUGCUCAAACACAUCUACUAAGCCUGGCAAUUUGCUGUGUAGCUGAAGAAGGUGCGUGAGCAGGGAAAUCUGCAAACUGUGCUGCAGACUGAGUCUCCAGGACUGGGACUGGGGAACCCCGGUUUAAGGUCAUUUUCAUCUGCCACUCAAUAGACUUGUGUCCCGUCCUUGUGCAUUCAUGUUGGACCACGUUACCUGCUAAUGCCAGCCCAAUGAGAAGCUGGACCAUUGUGUGGAUGGAUGUUUCCAGCAUUUGUUCCCAUGGCUGGUUGUCUUCUAUAGUUGCCAGUGGUGUAUUCCUGAUCCCUUAACACUGCUUUGCUGCUUUCCCGUGUCAUUAUCGCACCUGGUUUUCCAAUCAAACUGUGUAACGGGCAGCUGGUGGCCGUCUCUGAUUUGCCUGUAAAUGUGGGAAAAGAUGGAAAUGGAUUUGGUUCCAUUUGCUCUUCAGGAAAAGUGUGACGUAGUAUUUCUCAAACUUGAGUGGGGAAAAUGCCUCCAUUUUCCAAAUAAAUGUUUUCUUUUGUAA
Messenger RNA from Paramormyrops kingsleyae, 4073 nucleotides. The record is from RefSeq and is a predicted model, not a curated record. Lineage: Eukaryota; Metazoa; Chordata; Actinopteri; Osteoglossiformes; Mormyridae.